CGGCUGGGUGCUGGGUUCCAGGCUAUCCCUGUGAUGGUAGCUCAGCGAGAUCUGGGGACCUGACGCUGAGCGCGUUGCCAACCAGGAUCUUCCUCUUCAUCUAGGCCCAGGCGCUGGCAUGAGAACCUGGUCUGGGUCCUGGACGAGCGCCCCCCGAAACUUCUCGGAACCUUGAAUAAGUAAAAUGCAGGAAGUUUGCUAAAGAUAUCACCAAAGGUUAGAGAGAAAACCAUCUAGAGGAAAUGCUGGCAGUAUGGCAUGUGUUCACUCAAAAAUCUCUACAGCAAAUUCUCUCGUUUUAGGGGCUAUCCAGAUUAUGAUUGGCAUCUUUCAUGUUUUCAUGUGGUACUUCCUAUUGGUUUUGUAUAAGGGGCAAAUUAAAGGAGCCUUUGGAAUAUAUGAACCUAUAACUUACAAAACAGGAUGUACUUUGUGGGGAAUUUUUUUUAUCAUUGCAGGAGUCUUCAUAAUAGCAGUAACAAAGUAUCCAACUCGAUCUGCAAUUAUAUGUACUUUAAUCAUAAACAUCUUCUGCAUAAUAACUACAAUUACUGCAGUAACUCUAACAAUAAUAGAGUUGUCUCAUUUCAAUUCUCUGUCAUACAGGAAUUAUGGACAAGCAAAACUUGGGAGGGAAGUAUCACGUAUUUUACUGUUCUUCUACCCUUUGGAAUUUUCUGUUGCACUUAUAUACUCAGUAUGUAGCUGUUCCAAUUUG
Messenger RNA from Mandrillus leucophaeus (drill), 718 nucleotides. RefSeq names its product membrane-spanning 4-domains, subfamily A, member 13 (gene MS4A13). The annotation marks the transcript as partial. Gene Ontology annotation, cellular component: plasma membrane. NCBI's taxonomy places the organism in Eukaryota, Metazoa, Chordata, Mammalia, Primates, Cercopithecidae. Gene Ontology annotation, biological process: cell surface receptor signaling pathway. The transcript is spliced from 6 exons. The record is from RefSeq and is a predicted model, not a curated record.